ACGUGCACUGAGUGGACGACCAAAUUAGGAAGUCUAGCCCUCUCCGGAAGAGGCGAGCGAGUGCAGCGAGAGUCUGGGGCCGCCAUGAUUCUGUUGGAGAUCAAGAACCGUAUCAUAGAGGAGACCCUCCUCCACCGCUUCAACAGCCCAAAGCCGGAGAGCAUAGACAUUACAGUGGCAGAUUUUGACGGAGUCCUGUACCACAUUUCUAAUCCUGAUAGUGACAAGGGAAAGAUAAGAGUCAGCAUCUCCCUCAAGUUCUACUCAGACUUGAAGGCCCAUGGCGCAGAGGAGCUGAUCCAAAAAUUCUAUGGAGACUAUGCAGUCACACCAGAAGAUGGAUAUGACAUUUCCCUACAAUUCGACUACGAAAACCUCCCAGCUAAUAAGGAGGAGUGGGCAGAAAAGGCAGCUCUGCUAAAGUGCAAGUGUUUUGCGUCAGUCUUCCACAAGUACUUUCAGCUGCAGAGAGACGGGAAACAAGACGCAACUGCCAUCAUUCACUACCGCGACAGAGAAACAAUGUAUGUGUCGGCUCAGAAAGACAGGGUGACUGUUAUUUUCAGUACCAUCUUCACCGAUGACGACGACAUUAUCAUCGGGAAAGUCUUCAUGCAGGAGUUCAAGGAGGGCAGGAGAGGGAGUGGCACUGCUCCACAGGUCCUGUUCAGCCACGCCGAGCCCCCGGCCGAGCUGCAGGGAACAGACGCUCUCACGGGGCAAAACGUUGGCUACAUCACCUUCGUGUUGUUUCCAAGAUCAUUCAAGGACGAAGCGGCGGCCGACAAGACGGUGAAUCUGAUCCACACGUUCCGUGACUACCUCCACUACCACAUCAAGUGCUCCAAGGCCUACCUCCACUGCCGUAUGAGGGUCAGAACAGCUGCACUACUCAAGAUUCUAAACAGAGCCCGCCCUGAGAUCAAAACCACCGAGAAGAAGACAAUUUCGUAAGUUCAGCGCACUACUUCCAUCACGUUUGUGUUUCGCUCUUUUUCUUUCAAUUUCUCUUUCUUGUCUGUUUUCUAUUUCCCUCUUCACUUUCUUUGUUUUUUUGCAGGGGUCGUACCUUCGCCAGGAAAUAGUUCCGUUUGUUUUGGAGUGGUGACAUCAUUGUAAACUAUUAUAGUCUGCGAUAAUGAUAAUAAUUCACGAAUUUAGAACAUUUGGUAGUAGAGAAGUUGUUUCAAUAUAGGUAUCUUUUGUCUGUGUCACAAUUUUGAUUUUUACGACAA
Molecule: messenger RNA, 1235 nt
Organism: Geodia barretti
Lineage: Eukaryota; Metazoa; Porifera; Demospongiae; Tetractinellida; Geodiidae
Source: the annotation of a GenBank genome assembly